Messenger RNA from Chelonus insularis, 1669 nucleotides. It is a transcript of the gene Dbp45A, whose product is annotated as putative ATP-dependent RNA helicase Dbp45A. The record is from RefSeq and is a predicted model, not a curated record. Gene Ontology annotation, molecular function: nucleic acid binding; ATP binding; RNA helicase activity. Bases 148 to 1554 code for a protein of 468 amino acids. The transcript is spliced from 4 exons. Lineage: Eukaryota; Metazoa; Arthropoda; Insecta; Hymenoptera; Braconidae.
AAAAGAAGGUUAUAGCAUCAGAAGCACAUGUCAACACAUAAUAUUAUGAUUUCAUUUUUAGUAUUUAAUAAACAUAGAAAAAAUAACAAACAAUUUAUUAUUUCAUAUAUUGUGUUGUUGAUGUUUAUAUAAAUUUUUAAAUACACCAUGAGUGCAGAAGUUAAAAGUUUCCGGGAUUUGCAUUUAAAUUCUUGGAUUGUGGAGCAAUGUGCAAACAUUGGUAUUCGCAAACCAACUCCAAUUCAAAUGAAUUGUAUUCCAAAAAUAUUAGAGGGAUAUGAUUGCAUUGGUUGUGCAAAAACUGGAAGUGGAAAAACUUUAGCAUUUGCUCUUCCUAUUUUACAGAAACUUUGUGAAGAUCCUUAUGGUAUAUUUGCACUCAUUUUAACACCCACAAGAGAAUUAGCAUUUCAAAUUGCUGAGCAAUUUGCUAUAUUUGGAAAACCUAUUAAUUUAAAAAAAUGUGUAAUUGUUGGAGGUAUGGACAUGGUAGCUCAAGGACAAGAAUUAUCAAAUCGUCCUAAUAUCGUUAUAGCAACACCUGGACGUUUAGCUGAUCAUCUGGAGAGCUGUAAUACCUUUUCCUUACAGAGAAUAAAGUUUUUAGUAUUAGAUGAAGCAGAUAGAUUAUUAAGUGGACAUUUUGACGAACAGAUAAAGACAAUUUUUUCUGCAUUACCGAAAAAACGUCAAUCUUUAUUGUUUAGUGCAACUAUCACACAUACUCUAGCUCAAGUAAAGGAAGUUGCUUCCAAUAAGGUAUUUGAAUUUGAAGCAAAUGAUGAUACUGGAAUAGCAACAGUACGGGAACUUACUCAACAUUAUGUGCUUUGUCCACAAAAUAUUCGUGAUGCUUUCCUUGUUGAAGUGAUCAGAACAUUUAGGAGUACGAAUGAACAAGGAUUAAUCAUGAUUUUUGCAGAUACUUGUAAGAACUGUCAAUUACUAUCAAUGACUUUAAAUGAAGUAGGAUUUGAAAAUGUUGCUUUACAUGCUAUGAUAAAGCAAAAAGAACGCCUGGCUGCCUUGAAUAAAUUUAAAUCAAAUUUAGUAAGAAUUUUACUAGCAACUGAUGUAGCUUCUAGAGGUUUAGAUAUACCGUUAGUUGAACUUGUUAUCAAUCAUUCUAUACCUAAUGUUCCACAAGAAUAUAUUCAUCGAGUAGGUAGAACUGCUCGAGCUGGCCGUAAUGGAAUGGCAAUAUCUUUAAUAACUCCUCAUGAUAUUAAACUAUUACACACUAUUGAAGAAACUAUUGGAACAAAACUUACAGAGUUUAAAGUUAAUGAUAAAGAGAUAGUGACGAUAUUUACGCAUAUAUCAGUGACAAAGCGCGAAGCUGAAAUAAAAUUAGAUGAGACUGAUUUUUAUGAAAAGAAAAUGAUUAAUAAACGGAAAAAAUUGAUCAUGGAAGGUAAAACUGAGGAGGAAAUUGAAGCGAUUCUUGCUCCAAAAAAGAAACAUAAAAAGAGAGAGAAAAAAAAAUCCAAGAAUAUUGUAGAUAGUGAACAAAAUAAUGAGGAAAAUGUUAAUGAGAAUGAAGAGAUAAAAUAGAACAAUUAUGUAAACUUAACAAAACAUUAAAAUAUUUUUAUAUAGUUAAUGUAAAAAUAAUAAUUUAUUAUUUUAAAGAUCAAAAAUUGGUAAACAUAAGUAUUUAACAAUAAUA